Acyrthosiphon pisum (pea aphid) is the source of this 2331-nucleotide messenger RNA. Its product is annotated as UDP-glucuronosyltransferase 2B20. The record is from RefSeq and is a predicted model, not a curated record. Bases 291 to 1850 code for a protein of 519 amino acids. Gene Ontology annotation, molecular function: UDP-glycosyltransferase activity. The transcript is spliced from 5 exons. Lineage: Eukaryota; Metazoa; Arthropoda; Insecta; Hemiptera; Aphididae.
UACCUAUACCAUACAAAUUAUUUUUAUUAGGUAUAGGGUUAUUUUUUUUCCCGGAGCGAAAGUGAUGCUAACGUAACGUGGUUCUUGAUCCGGUCCUCGUACCACGAGAAAAAAAAAGGUUAUAUUUUUCGGGGUACCAUGAAUUACAUUGAUGACGGCAGUAAUACGUGCACACGCGACAUGCGCGUUGCCAAACUUAUCAGAAAUACAUAAUGAUUCCACAUAAACGAUGAUUAAUUUGAAAUGUAUUCAAUUUAGAUAAUUAAGUAGUAUUACAUGAAAAUUAAGAAAUGUCAGCCACGAUGAAAUUUAUGUUUUUUUUUUUAUUAUAUAAGGUAUUUAAUGCAAAUUGUUUUAUGGCAUUUGGAUAUCAUUUGAAUGCUCCGGUUGUUGGAGUAGCAUCAAAUCCUGGCUAUCCAUGGGUUCAUGCAAUGGUUGCAAAUCCUCAAAAUUCAGCAAUUUCGUCAAAUCUUCUUAGGAGUUCAAUUAAUCCAACAACAUUUUUGAGUCGACUUUACAAUACAAUUCAUACAUUUUAUGUCAAUAACUAUUUUAAUUACUAUACAUCAGCUCAAACAGAUAUUAUUAAAAAAUACUUUGGACCAGAUGCACCAAGUGUAAGAGAAUUAGAAAAAAAUAUAUCACUUGUUAUAGUUAAUUCACAUUUAGCUUCAGAUGGUGUUAAACCAUCAACCCCGGCAUUUAUAAAGGUUGGUGGAAUUCAUAUACAAAAUGAUGGUGCAAAUGAAAGUCUUGGUGAGUUUCAACAAUGGUUAGAUGAAAGUAAAAAUGGAUUUAUUUACUUUGCAUUUGGAUCAAUGACCCAACUUGAAACCUUUCCAACUGAUGUGAUUCAAGCAUUAUUUAAAUCAUUUGAAAAAAUAAAUCCAAUACGAGUACUUAUGAAAUCAUCAGAACCAGAAAACCUUCCAUUUAGUUUGCCAAAUAAUACUCGUACUUUUUCAUGGAUUUCACAGCUUGCAGUAUUAAAACAUAAAAAUAUAAGAGCAGCUAUUAUUCAUGGUGGAGCCAAGGGCAUUCAAGAGACAAUAAUGUGUGGAGUUCCAUUAAUUGGAGUUCCACUCUUUGCUGAUCAAUUUUUUAAUGUUGAUUUUCCUGUCAAAAGUAAAAUGGCUAUCAAAAUUGAUCUUUCUGAUCUUAAUGAAAAAACUAUGGAUAAUGCUUUGUAUGAAGUUCUUAAUAAUCCUAUUUAUAGCGAAUCUGCAAAAAAAAUGUCAAAAAAAUUCAAUGAUCGUCCCAUGAGUCCUAUGGAUACUGCUUGUUAUUGGAUUGAAUAUAUCAUGAGAAAUGGUGGUGAUACACUGCGGUCACCAGCUGUAAAUUUAUACUGGUGGGAAGUAGCACUUAUUGAUGUUUAUGAAUUAAUUUUCAUUCCAUUUAUAUUUUUAAUUGUACUUUUCAUAUACACUAUAGCAAUUUCAUUUUCGAAAAGUACAAACAUUCAAGAUGAAGAACUUGAAACCCCAAAUUUGAUAUUUUAUAAUGGUAUUGAAGGUACUGAAGGUAUUAUUGAAGGUAUUGAAGCAAAAAUAACUCAAACAACUACAAUAACUAAAAAAAAGAGUGGCCUAACAACAAAUAAAGUUUCAUGCUAUGACGAAUCAUUGAAUAACGCCGUUGAUACACUCACAUUUGUUUGCGAACAAAAGUCAAUGACAAAUAAUUUUAUUAUUUUUGGACAGCAUGUCGCAGCUCAAUUAGAAAAGUUACCGUUAGAAAAAUCAAUUUUUUUACAAGAAAAAAUUCAAAGUCUGUUAACAAAGGCUCGUUUUAGUAAUAGCAGCAUCUACAGAAAAUUUGACGAUGAAACAAACUAUGAUAAUAGUUAAAUUAAAGAGAAUGAACCACAAUGACGAUGUAUCAGCUGAUUCAGAAAAUAUAUCAGUGGACUACAACAACUUAACAUGAUUUAAAACUAAGUGAUUUGUUUAAGUUUGUAUUAAUUUUUAUUUAGUCUACUGUCUAAUAGACGGAACAGAGAAAAUUGUAUUAUUAUUUUUUUUUUUUAAACUAUUGAUAUUAACCCACGGCAACUUAGGCCAUUGAAUGGUUUUUAACUUUGGGGGAGGGUACUGUUGGUUUAAUUUAUGUUUAAACACAUGUGUUUGUUAGUUUGGCAGAUUUUUUAGUGGACACUGAUACAGUGGGUAUCUGUCAUACUUGGGGGUUGGGGGGGAUGGCGGCAGUUCUCCUCGGACACCGCGACUCACCCGAAGAAAAAUGCCGCCCGCAGCCGAGGUUUUGAACCGGCGUCGGUUCGCGUGGCAACCGAUGCCUUAGUCCGCUCGGCCACUCUGUCCCCCAAAAUGU